AACAGCAAUGUAUUUACGCUUAAUCAUAACGUGGGAGAAUGGUGACGCCAAGGGCUCCGAACGGGUAUCGGUGGAGUCACUCAAAACGCGUAGCUCUGAUCUGGGUCACCUCCGCCUGCAUCUUCUACGCUCUGUUCCAAAUGGCCGUCCGCAACUCCUCCCAUGACCAAACCCCAACUUCUUCUUCGUCUUCAGGUUCUGCAAUUACUAAUGGGGAUCUAAGGUCGAAAUUGUAUGAUAAGAUGGAGAGGGAUUUAGAUGAGAAUGGGGCGGCUUUUCUUAAACAGGGUGAAACAUCUCAGUCGUUGUCGCUUUCGGAUAUUUUCACUUUGAAGGAUGGAUCUGUAACACCUGUACUUAAAGCAGCAAACCCUCCUGUACGAGCUAAUGUUUUGCAUCUCAGCACAGCAUACUCGGUGCACAUCUCGGAGGCUGUAAAACAUAUAUUUAAUCCAUACUUUGAUAAAGCAAUCUGGUUUCAGAACUCCAGUUUGUACCAUUUUAGCAUGUUUCAUGCCUCACAUCAUAUUGCACCUGUUCCUGCUAACGAAGCUGAGAUAGAAGCCGAAGCAAGCGCUGUUCAUGCAGUUGCAGAUGUUCUUUGCCCUUUAAAAAUUGUUUUAGACAGGGUGGUUUUGACUUCAACUGGAGUGCUUCUGGGAUGUUGGCAGGUAAUUUCUGGGACAGAUCCCAUAGCCAUUCGUGCCAAGCUGAGGACUGCAUUGCCACAUGCGCCACAAAAGCAACUUUAUGAUGCUGCUAUUCUUCACACAUCAUUUGCAAGGCUUCUAGGACACCCUACAGCAUCGUCAAUGGAGAUGCAUAAAACUUCAGGCGAAGUUCAAUUUUUCCAUGAUCUAGUUGCUCGCCUAAACAAUAAAAUCCGAGGAUUUGAGGCAGUGGUAUCCGAGCUCUGGUAUGUAGAGGAAUAUGAUGUGCUGGCUCUUGCAUUGGAUGGAAGAAUGAAGGUUCGCAGGUUUCAACUUGGCUGCUCAUGAAUCCAAGAUAUUCCAAAGAUGAUAAAGAUAACAAAAAAAAACAUAUUUCAUAGGCUUAUUGGAUCUCUCUCAUUUUGGACAUGUCUAUGUAAAUAUACAAAUUUAGUCAUUGAUGGUCGUAAUAUCAGUCAAUCUCCCCA
Messenger RNA from Corylus avellana, 1138 nucleotides. RefSeq lists its product as uncharacterized. NCBI's taxonomy places the organism in Eukaryota, Viridiplantae, Streptophyta, Magnoliopsida, Fagales, Betulaceae. The record is from RefSeq and is a predicted model, not a curated record.